Messenger RNA from Adelges cooleyi (spruce gall adelgid), 1043 nucleotides. RefSeq lists its product as uncharacterized. The transcript is spliced from 15 exons. The record is from RefSeq and is a predicted model, not a curated record. Lineage: Eukaryota; Metazoa; Arthropoda; Insecta; Hemiptera; Adelgidae. Bases 124 to 933 code for a protein of 269 amino acids.
UUUAUUACUUACACUAUAUUGUACUUAUUAAUCAUCUUCUGACAUUGUAAGCACAUUUUGUAGACAACAUUAGUUUAAGUGUUACUAAUUAUUAGCUUCGAUGGGGAGCUGAAAAGAUAAAAAAUGAAACAAUUAUUUAUUUUAAUAUCAUUCGCAUUGGUCGGCCAUGUUUUGGUCGCUAAAUUAGAUGACUAUAUUCAGCAGGUUCUCAUAACAAACGAUGACAUCAAGCAAGCAAAAGAAUUCCUGCCGACAAUAAUUAAAAAUAUGGUUGCGAGAUCGGAUGUAUAUGGGAUGGAGGCAAUGGCUUUUAUGUUGGCAGUACCGGAGAAAAUUGAUUGUGUAUUGCAAGCGCCAAAAUUUACUUACCAAGACCCUGAUGAAAGUGAAAACUCAGAUUCUGAUGAAAGUGUAAACCCAGAUUCUGGUGGUAAAAUAAUAAUGCAUUUUGAAGAUAAGUUAGAGUACCAGAAAAUGAUGCAAUCAGCAAUAAGUGAUGUAACGGAUCCAAAUCUAAAUCAAAAUCUUGAUCCGCCUAUUGUUCCCGGAAGAGAAAAUUUAGCCAGUCUUUUAGGAGAGAGAACAAUUCAUCCGACAAGAACUCUAAAAAAUAGAAUCAUCCGUUCAUUUGAUCUGACUUCUUUGGGCAGUGCUAGAAGAGAUAUGACUUUAGAAGCUAUAACAUUGUUAAUACGUCAAGACGAUCCACUUUUCCAGGAUUUGAGGAUGAUGUGUCGUUUAGUAGGAGUAUUUAGAAGCAUUAAAUACCCACUUACAUGUAUAAACAUUGCUGAUCUUGACGAAGACUUUUGCAUUUUAAUAGAUGAAACGUUCGUAGGAGGUCACGUUUAUAAAUUCUUUAAUGGUGAACUUUGGAAGGUAAAAUUAGAAGAUUUUUCUCCAGUUAGGCGUUUUUCUUCUGAGUUUCAAUAACCUAAGAAUUAGGAAUUAUUAUAAUAACCUAUUUCAUAGUGAUAUUUUAGUUUUGUUUAAACAAUUGUUUGAUACCGCACCGAUUUCUAAAUUGUCAAUAAAUUUAAUGU